Molecule: messenger RNA, 801 nt
Organism: Penicillium concentricum
Lineage: Eukaryota; Fungi; Ascomycota; Eurotiomycetes; Eurotiales; Aspergillaceae
Exons: 2
Coding region: 1-801 (266 amino acids)
Source: RefSeq, a predicted model, not a curated record
AUGGAGAAAUACUGUACAGUCGCGGCUCCAUUUGUGGACAACGAGCUUCGACCACGCUCGUUCUCAGAUUCCCAAGGAAGUCUUGCAGCAAAUCGCUCCGCACUCCGACAGUACCAACUCAGAGUAUCGGGUCGCCGAGUGCCCACGAGGUCUCAAGCCAGCUGUGCGCCCUCGGAUGUGCGCCACCGGACGCAGUCGCCAGACUCGUCAGGCUCCGACUCGAAUCAAGCGACGGGACGCAAACGAGGCUUCAGCCAGGUCACAUCUUCCCCUUCCGCGCAACGAGCGGCUCGUCAAAGCGAGGCUGCGAAAGACCAAGGCAGCCAUUCCAAACGCUAUGAUGCACAAUUUUGCACCCAGCGAUGCUUAUUCGGGUUGCAGACUGGAGGUAUCCUAGACAACAGUUGCCCAAACAUGAAGCUCCAUCGUCGGGGCCAAGAUGUCAUGAAACAUUCCAUCACCUCGGAGGAUUUGGUGGGGUUACUCAAAGCACAACUGGAUGAAAACAUUGACCGAUGCACGCCCCUUGGAAAUUGCGGGGCAUACGGCGCGCCGUUUAAACUCAUUUGUGCUAAAUAUGGCUAUGUUGUCGUUGGGAAAGGGACCACGUCGGAUCUUUGGAAAGAAGUCUCCCGCGAAGCGCUGGUAUAUCAAGUCCUGCGGAAGGCUCAAGCAUCCGCUGUGCCUGUUUUCCUCGGUACAAUCGACUUGAAAAAAAUUUAUUUUCUUCAUGGGGCUGGAGAGAUUCGUCACAUGCUCGUCAUGGGCUGGGGGGCGAAAGCACAGCCACGAUGGAGCUGA